Limulus polyphemus (Atlantic horseshoe crab) is the source of this 3734-nucleotide messenger RNA. Its product is annotated as ecdysone receptor-like. The annotation marks the transcript as partial. The transcript has 5 exons. The record is from RefSeq and is a predicted model, not a curated record. NCBI's taxonomy places the organism in Eukaryota, Metazoa, Arthropoda, Merostomata, Xiphosura, Limulidae. Gene Ontology annotation, cellular component: nucleus. Gene Ontology annotation, molecular function: RNA polymerase II cis-regulatory region sequence-specific DNA binding; ecdysone binding; zinc ion binding. Gene Ontology annotation, biological process: ecdysone receptor signaling pathway; cell differentiation; negative regulation of transcription by RNA polymerase II.
GAUUCUUCAGAAGAAGUAUUAACAAGAAUGCUGUUUAUCAGUGUAAAUAUGGAAAUAACUGCGAGAUUGACAUGUACAUGAGAAGGAAGUGUCAAGAGUGUCGAAUGAAGAAAUGUCUCGGUGUUGGAAUGAGGCCAGAAUGUGUAGUUCCAGAGUACCAGUGUGCUAUAAAGAGGGAAUCUAAAAAAGGUUGCAGAGAAAAAGACAAGCCAAACAGCACGACAAAGGAAGGAAGUUGCUUUGUCAAAGAGGAGAAAAUUGAAAAUUUAGGGGUAAAGCCUUUAGAUUCUUCUCAAGAAGAGGUUAUUAACAAACUAGUCAUAUUCCAAGAAGAAUUUGAAUCUCCAUCAGAAGAAGAUUUAAAAAAGAUUUCUACCUUCCCAACUGGUGAUAGUGAAGAAGACAGUUUGCGGCGGUUUCAACAUAUAACAGAAAUCACCAUUCUCACCGUGCAGCUAAUUGUAGAAUUUUCUAAACGUGUUGCUGGGUUCAACACCUUGCUACAAGAAGAUCAAAUCACACUCUUGAAGGCCUGUUCCAGUGAAGUAAUGAUGCUCAGGACAGCUAGAAAAUAUGACAGCCAAACAGAUUCUAUUGUCUUUGCCAACAACCAGCCUUACACCAGAGAAAAUUAUCGUAGUGCCAGUGUUGGAGAUUCUGCUGAUGCCCUAUUUAAUUUCUGUCGUCACAUGUGUAUGAUGAAGGUGGAUAAUGCAGAAUAUGCUUUACUUACUGCUAUCGUCAUCUUCUCGGAAAGACCAAGCCUUGUAGAACCCAAAAAAGUUGAGAAGAUUCAAGAAUUUUAUUUGGAUACACUGCAGGCUUAUGUUGAAAACCACCGACCCCCAGGAAGAAAUUAUUUUGCCAAACUGUUGGCAGUACUGACUGAACUCAGAACUCUGGGAAACAUGAACUCUGAAAUGUGUUUCUCACUUAAGGUUCAAAACAAAAAACUACCACCCUUUCUGGCUGAAAUCUGGGAUGUUUUGGAGUGACUAAAAGUCGUGUUUUGUAAAAAAACAUCUUAAGCUUGGAUUAGUAUUUUUGGUUUUUGAAGACAGAAUUUCUAGGACAUAACUUUAAAUGACCAAUGAUCAUUAUUAUUGAAAUAUUAGCAAAUGAUGAAUUAUUAUCUUUUUCUUUUUACAUGAAAUGUUAGUCACUCUUCAAGAGCUUUACUGUGUUGAGUAAGAAAUCUCUGAUCAGUACAUUUUCUGAAUCUUUGGUCAUCUGUUGGUAGUAAUUUAUCCUUGUUAGUUUUGGCUCAUUGUUCAGUUUUUCUCUGGGCUCUUCUACAGUCUGUGAGGAGCCAUUGAAUUUUGUGUAUCAAACUGAUACAUUUGGGUCAUGAACAUUGUGUAUUUUUCUCAUAAAAUUGUGAAUGCUCUCAAAUAACAUAAAAAUAUAAUUUUUUAAUUCAUUGGAAAGAAAUGAAUAACAAGAGAACAACAAAACUACUUGUUGGUUCUCUACUUGGUGUAAACAGUUUUCACCAAGUUUUAAUCUUUUGGUGUAUUUACAUAAAGAAGAAGGAUAUUAUAGGAAGAAAAUAUAUUUUGAAAAUGAGAAAAGACAAAAGUGAAAGACACUUUUCAUUCCAUCCACAGGCCUUGAAUGAUUAAUGUCUAAUUUUUUAAGAUAAAUUUAUCUAAAAGGUUGUGAUUAAGCUAAACUGUUUACUUUGAACUCUGGAAUGUAACGAAAACGCACAAGAGAAUUUCAGCAGACACAUUGUAUUUUACAAAGUGAUGGUAUGUAAUAUUAGAAGACGUACAAGGCACAUUCAUCCAGCUUGAAGCCAGUUUGAUACAGGUGAAUUUGUAUAAUAUUUUGUGAAGACUAGUAGUGAAGUGUUCAUGUAUUUUAGACUUCAUUUGGUGGUAAAAUUUUAUCAAAAUAUAACUUUUUUCUUUGUAUAUGAUACACACACACACAUCAGAAUCUGGCCACUGGAGAAAUUAAAGGUUAGGUGAAAGAACUCUUACAUACAUGGCUGGAUCAUUGUUUUUGUCUUGUCAUCCACACAUAUAUAUAUAUAUGUCGUUCAGUAAUUUUUAGUGAUAUUUGUAUCUAUUGUUCUGUUUGUUUCCAUAAAUAUGAAUGUUUACGUGAUCUAUAACCAUGUGACGAAUGAGUUACAGACUGAUGUUUCACCUCUAUUUGACCUCUCCUUAAGAAAUGGUAAUUAUGCUGAAAUGCUUUAGCCAGAUUAAAAAUAACAUAAUUUUGCAUUCUUGUUGAUUUCAUGUUGUUAUUUUCUGCUUUAUGUAAAAGUAUGUCCAAUUUCAAUUCAAGUUACUGUAGUCAGAUAUGAUCUGAUGUUUUGAUCAUCUGUGAUAUAAAAAUUUAGACACUGAAAUAAAUGCUGUACCAAUUUUUAUCAUAUAUAAGGAUUUGUUGAAAGUUUACAGAGUUGCUUUUGUGUCAAAUACUAAAAUUUGUUGAUCUAAAUGGAGUGAAGUUAGUGUCAAUUGUUUUAACUCAUUGUGAAUCCAUUACAGUUGUCUUUCAAAAUUUGUAGUGCAUACUGGAGGGGUUAACACAUUUUUAUAAUAAAGUCAGAAGAAAAAACACCUUUACACUCCAGAUAUUUAUAAGAGAACUUAAUUUAACCAAUGUUUUUGAUUUUGCAGCUUCUUUGGGGCUAGUACAUAAAACAGUAAUCAAAUUCAACUGUGUUACUAAAAUUACAAGGUUAAAACAAAAGUAAGCACCAUUUCAUUUAUAGAUGAACCAUGGUGGCAUACAUGUGUAAAGAAGUGAGGAGAUGAAAACUUAAAUGCAGCCAAAGAUAAGUCAUGAUAUAAGAAUCUAAAAGUAUUUAAUGUAUGUUUGAUAUUAAGGCUAAUCAGUUGACACUGUUGUUUAGAAUAAUCUUGAUAUUAAAAAGGUUCAUAAACUAAAAGUAACUACAGUUGUAACAAAUAGUGAAUUUAGACAUAGAUUAACUGAAACAAUAUCUGAAGAUACUAAAAUCAUGAUUCAACCAAAAGUUAACAGAAUACAAAUAUUGAUCAGUUGAAAAAAAUUAUAUUUGAAUUUCUAACUGGCAUAAAUAAAUAAGAACUGAUCAAUUGAUAAAUAACUACAUAGAUCAAACUGUCUAAAAGUAAGUAAUGUUAUAGAUCAGUACAUCGGAAAACUAAAAGAAUACUGAUGUAUGGCUAUAGGUUCAAAAUGGCUCAAUAGUAUUUAAUGACAUUCUAAUGACUGUCAUUCUCAAGAUGAAUAAAAUUUCAACAUUAUGUAAUUGAAAUCUAUUAGAUUUCUCACCUGGCAGUCAGUGUAUUUGGUGCAUAAUUCAUAUAUACAUAUAUAUGAAUAAAAAUAUAUUAAUUACAUGAUUAAAACUUAUUGGGAUUUUAUUGAAAUUGUACUUUUAACAUGAGACUUGGUGCUAAAGUGGUUUUUAUAGUGAAAGUAUAUUAAACUGGUUUUAGUGAAAUAAUAGUUUUGUGGCUAUAUAUUUAUAUAUCUUUAUGAGACUUAUAAUUAAACAUUUUAUAUUCUGGAUUUCACACCUGUAACUCGUAACCUCUCUUUUAAGAUGCGACCAUUGAUUUUUGUAACACAUUGCUAUGUUUUGAUAGUAUGUCUUUCCUGCAGCUUUGAGAGAGUACUAAAUCAAGCAGAAUGGUUACUUACCUUGGAUAUACUGUGUAAUACAAGCACUUGUUAGUGUUGUGCAUCUUGUUCGUUGUUGCAAUUGAAAGUUGAAUAAAUUGAGAAACUUA